GUGGAGCUACCCCGAGCUGCACUGCAAGCAGGUCGCCUCGCAGAGCAAGCGGAGUUCUUCAGCUUUGGCACCAACGAUCUGACCCAGACUACGUAUGGCCUAAGCCGAGAUGAUGCAGGAGCCUUCCUGCCUGAGUACAAGGCAAAGGGUAUCGUCGAGCAGGAUCCCUUUGUGAGCCUGGAUCAGGAGGGCGUUGGCGAGCUGAUCCAGAUCGCAGUGGAGCGCGGUCGCCGCAGCCGUUCGGGCAUGAAGAUGGGCAUCUGCGGAGAGCACGGAGGCGAUCCGGCUUCGAUCGAGUUCUGCGAGAAGACGGGUCUGGACUACGUCUCUUGCUCGCCCUUCCGCGUGCCCAUUGCUCGCCUCGCUGCAGCCCAAGCGGCAUUGAAAUCCCAGGGCGAGAAGGCUCUCCAGGCCUCCACGAAGGCUGCCCGCCCCAGGCAGCAACGCUUCGGCCCGUGGUGA
This is a messenger RNA of Symbiodinium pilosum, 462 nucleotides long. NCBI's taxonomy places the organism in Eukaryota, Dinophyceae, Suessiales, Symbiodiniaceae. The record is from the annotation of a GenBank genome assembly.